Molecule: messenger RNA, 1664 nt
Organism: Klebsormidium nitens
Lineage: Eukaryota; Viridiplantae; Streptophyta; Klebsormidiophyceae; Klebsormidiales; Klebsormidiaceae
Source: the annotation of a GenBank genome assembly
AAGAGGGCAAGUCUCCUGAGUCCUGCACACAGUUUGCAAAUUCCAGGAGACGGAUUCGGGGGAAGCGCCAGCAAGCAUGCCGCAUCCUGCAGUGACCCUACGGGAUGUAUCCUCAGGGGAGCAGCACAGGUUACCUGUUUAUGGCGAGGUGGGCCCUGCCGUGGGGCGCUUGGAAUGGGACGCAGUGCUGAAAGCAUUCGAAGCUAGCAAAGUUUUGAUUGAAGACUUCGAGCCAGCCUUGAUCAAACAAGGCCUUUUGACUGGAAUGACAGUUGAUCAGUUUGCUGAUGGAAGUAUGGUCUUAGUCACGGUCACAAAGAAGGUCGAAGGGCCCCCGCCGGCUGACUAUCCUCCUCUUCUCGAUUAUGAGAUCCGAUUCAAGAGGCUGCUUGAGAAGACAUACGUUUCACGACCACACACCGAAGUGCUGGACACAAUUGUCUCAAGGUUGCCACAACAGAUGAUGCUAGCAAACACGCCAGCACGUGCGCUCGACAUCUACGAGCAAGCAAGAUUGAUGCCGGGCGUCUCGACCAAGAAUCAUUUGCUGACGCAGCACCAGCUCAGAGUGAAUGGCCCAUUGUUCACCAGGUUAGAGGACGGACCUUUGUCCCUUCUGAAAGCAACAGAUGUGCGCGGUCGCCUAUGCGUUGUGAAGAUGUUGCCGGACGCAGUUCCACUCAACAGUUCCAACUUUCCGGGCGGGUCUGAGGGGCGCGCCUGCCAUCAACUGCUUCCCGGCGCGAAAAAGGAGGGGGCCCCCCUGAUUGAAGCGGAGGUGUUAGAGCUUCGGGUGACUCAAGAGCAUGGGUCAACUCGCCACGCGCCUGGCCGCUAUGCAGCCCUUCUUUCAAUACAGUAUGUCGGGACUGUAGCUUCUUGUCUACAACUAACGGAGGAGGUCAUUGAGCGGGGUGCACGAAGGAUUCUUCAUGCGGUGCGCUACAUGCACGCAAGGAACUUUGUGCACAUGGACAUCAAGAGUGACAACAUCUUCCUGGAAUCGGACGGGCGGUGGUACCUUGGAGACCUUGGGUCCACUGUCCCAACCAACACGCCGGUCCUGACGACAACAACCUGGUUUACUGGCGGAAAGUGGGUGGGUGAACCCGCCAAGGAGGAGUACGAUUUUUACAUGCUGGCAGUCGUGGUGGGGGUGGAACUCGAUAAAACGAAUUGGAAGGACCGUCUGAUCGAGAAUUCUCACACCCCGCCUCACAAGCUUGUGGCAGCCCUACAAUCAGCCACUCGGCCAAGCCUCAUCCAGCUCAUCGAGGAGAUCCUCCGAAGUGCGGGCCUUCAAAGCAACCCAUAAUUGCAACUAGAGGGACAAGGCUCUGUUUGCGAACACAAUUUGGCAGAACAUUUUUGACACAUGGUGAUUCAGCCAUCGGCCCGUAGCUACAUGCUCUGAAGAAAUCUGGUCCGCCUUGCGCUUCAAGUAUAUGUGAUGAAGCCUGAUCUAGCCCGUGACUGUUGACAAUGUUCAGUAACUCGCCGCGGUUACAGUCGCAUGUGCACUAGGCACACUGAGGAUGCAUGUAAAGAAUUUCCAAUGCUUCCGACUACUAAAAAGGCUGCUUUUACUAGGUAAUAUGCAAUUCGGAUACAAUCCGUUGGAAUGGCCAGUUUGGCCUACUGUCUUCUGAAACCGUCGAAUUCUC